Molecule: messenger RNA, 1273 nt
Organism: Mobula hypostoma (lesser devil ray)
Lineage: Eukaryota; Metazoa; Chordata; Chondrichthyes; Myliobatiformes; Myliobatidae
Gene: mrps22
Product: mitochondrial ribosomal protein S22
Exons: 8
Coding region: 38-1078 (346 amino acids)
Cellular component (GO): mitochondrial small ribosomal subunit
Molecular function (GO): structural constituent of ribosome
Source: RefSeq, a predicted model, not a curated record
CACCUCCCUCCCCCUUGUCGCAGAAGUGAAGGCGAACAUGGCCGCGCUCAGGACAACGCGGUGUAUCAUUCAAAGCGCCCGGCUUUUUGCAAGCGCGGAACAGCCGUAUGUUAGAGGUCUUUGCACCCAGACCCCCGGAGAAUCCGAGGUCAAAGCCGCGGGUAUCAGAAAACCUCAAUUCAUGGACAAAGAUGUCCAAAGUAUUCUUACCAGAAUAACAGGCUUGAAUCUGGAGAAGGUCUUCAAGCCGAAUAAGCAGCAUUUGAAGCCACCUCAAUACAGUCUAAUGACUGAUGAGCAGCUUGAGGAGACUCGGCUUAAAGCUGUGGAAGCAGCUAAAGAUCGUCUCCGCAUGCCACCAGUCCUGAAUGAAAGGGAACCAAUUUGUGACGUACUUGCAGAAGAUAAGAUUCUUGAAGGUUUGGAAACAGCUAAAUAUGUCUUCACAGAUAUAACCUAUAACAUUCCACACAAAGAGCGGUUUAUCGUGGUGAGGGAACCCAGUGGGGUGCUACGCAAAGCAACUUGGGAAGAACGGGAUAGGAUGAUACAGGUCUACUUUCCUCGUGAAGGUCGCAGAAUUAUUCCACCACCAAUUUUUAAGAAUGAAAAUCUUCUGGUUGUUUUUGCUCAUGAUCAUUUUGAAGACAUUCUCGAUUUCUGUCUUGUCCAAUUUGAGCCAAAUUCUGCUGAUUACAUCAGAGUUCACCACCAGACUUAUGAAUAUAUUGAUAAAUAUGGCAAGUAUGAUCUUCUCCGAUCAACCAGGCACUUUGGAGGAUUGGUGUGGUAUCUGGUGAACAGAAUGAGAAUUGAUGGUUUAUUAAUAGACAUGAUUCAAAGAAAUCUAAUGGAUGAUGCUGUAAGUGUGAUUGAACUGUAUCACUGGUUACAUCCAGAGUGUCAGUCAGCAAAGGAGGCAAACAAACAGCAAGCCAAGGGUAUUGAACUGAUUAAGGUAUUUUCCCAAACUGAUUCUAAGAAGGGAGGCUAUAUUGAAUUAGCUUUGCAAGUUUAUCAAGAAACGCUCAGCAGCUCUACUAAUCAAGAUCUCCAUAGGAGUGAAGAACAAAACUGAUGUUAACUCAAUCCAACACUUUUUGGUUUGAAUCCUGGUGAAAACAAUAGAUGAAAAAAUUUACUUUCCAUUCACUUGCUUUUGGAAAAUGCAUUGACUGCGGCAUUAUCGUGGCUAAUCUGUACAGACGUUAUCUUCAUAGGAAAUCCAAUGUUUUCUAUUUUGGGAUGUGAUUUAUUAAAUAUUUAACUGUUA